CUGGGAUUUAAUCCGAGGGCGCUGCAGGGGUUUCUCCUGGAGCCUGUCUGUCACAGGGGCCGCGUGGUGCGUGUCCGCCAAGAAUCCGGAGGACCCGACUCGCGAGGGCGAAGCGGCGGAAUUCUCCUCCGGCUGUGCGGGUUCUUGGCUCCGCCCGGAACCUUCUUCUCCGGCGGGGGGCUCUCGUUCGGCGGCGCGGCGCCCGGGAAGCAACCCGGAGGGAGGGAGGCCGAGGAUCCGCGCGCCGCGAGACCCGCGACGUCGGGCUGUGGGUAAGUUCUGCAGUCCUUAAUUAUGCUGUGACUAUGUGGAGGAUGAACUGGCACAUGCCAAGCUCCUGCUGGGCUGCUGAGGGAUCAUCCUACAUGUUGAUAGUUUUGCUUGCUAAGUAGCAGCUCGACGAACAUGUCCAGCCUUGACUUUGAUGGACGGGAUGACAUAUUCUUCGAUGUGUCAGAUGAUAUUAGAAGCUCAACAUAUUCUACAGCUAGAUGCAGCAUAAGUGACCAAUUAUCAGCAUCAUGGAGACCUGAGUAUGAGCUGUGGACGAGUGAACCGAUGAGCGUCAAUGAAAGGAGGCACAGAUUCCUGAUUGGGAUGGGCUUAGUUCAACCUAUUCCUACUGGAAUCUCCUUUUCGCAGUGGCAGGGCGAUACCUUGCCUGAUCGUGCAUUUCGUGACCUGGAGGAGAGAAUUAGUAGCAUCUGUUCUUCAUAUCAGUCGUCUUUUUCUCAUUGUGCACCAGCACCGGAUAGUGCUUAUUGCACAAGGGAUCUGGGUACUGGGAACAGAGUUGUAGUUCAUGAAAACGAGCACGAUGGACUGACCGGCAUACUUGAGGAGGUUGGAACAGAUAAAAUCAUGAACAUAAACCAGUCUGAAGGUUUUCUCAGUUUCUCUCAGCUUGUUAAUGAGUUCUUGCGGAAGGGCGGUGGUCGAAGCCAUGUAAGAGGGGCGAAUAUCACCGCAACUGAUAAGCAAAAGGAUCCCAAGAGCUUUUGUGGAAGAUUUACAAGAAAGAAGGCAGAAGAUAGAAUUUGUAUGUAUGACGCACCUAUGAAUAGCCUGAAGACAAGCACAUUUUCUAGAACAAAAGUUGAUCAGCAGAACAAGAAGUGGAUGGACUUCUCUGCUGUCUAUAUGUGCCAAGAAAUCCAAGCCCACGGGGGUUCAAUCAGGGUCAUGAAGUUCAGCCCGUCCGGGUGGUAUUUAGCGAGUGUUGGCGAAGACUGCAUUGUGCGCAUUUGGAUGAUUCAAGAAGUUGAAUCCUCUCCAGAUUUGUAUGGCAGAGAGGCUCCCGUCGAAUACAUGGACAGAAACAAGGGCCUGAAAAUGAAGGUGGGAAAAGGCUGGAGACGUACCCUUGCCAUAAUACCGAAGAAAGUUUUCAACAUUGCAGAGACACCACUGCAUGAAUUUCAUGGUCACACAAGUGAUAUCUUGGAUAUGACAUGGUCGAAAUCAGAUUUUCUCUUGACCUCAUCUAAAGACAAGACAGUACGCAUGUGGAAAGUUGGCUGUGAUGGCUGUCUAGCAGUAUUCAAACACAGAGAUUAUGUAACAUGCGUUCAAUUCAAUCCGGUUGACGAAAGAUACUUCGUCAGUGGCUCAAUUGACGGCAAAGUCCGUGUUUGGGAUGUUUCUGAGAAGCGAGUAGUUGACUGGGCUGAUACAAGGGACAUCAUAAGUGCUGUGAGUUACCAGCCAGAUGCAAAGGGUCUUAUUGUUGGCACCGUUGCAGGGAGAUGCCGCUUUUAUGAUCAAUCAGGUGAAAACAUGGAAGUGGAGAAAGAACUGAAGGUGACAAAGAAGAAAUCUGCUAGUAGCCAGAUCACCAGUCUGCAGUUUUCAAGAGGCGACCCUGCUGGGAUCGUGAUCGCAUCAGCGGGUCCGAAAAUCAGAGUCUCCGAAGGCGCUGACAUCAGCAGGAAGUUUGAAGGACGGCGAGGCUCCAAGGCCCUGGCACCGCCGUCCCUGACAUCCGACGGCCGGUACCUCGUGUCGGCCGGCGCGGAUUCCAACGUCUACAUUUGGAAUUUCGACAAGCUAAGGGGCAAAAGCGCCAAAGGAGCGAGGACAGUUCGGUCCUGCGAGCACUUCUUCUCCGAGGGCGUCACGUCCGUGGCGACAUGGCCGGGGCUGCUGCACCAGGAAGGCUGUGCCGGCGGUCUCCAGUCGUCGGAGAAGGGCCCCACCCUGUGCCGCGACCGGGAUUGCUGCUCGUUCGGGGCGUGGUUCUUCGCGGACGGCAUGGGGGGCGCCGCGACGUGGCCGGAGGAGAAGCUGCUGCCGUCCCUCAAGUACGUGAACUGCGGCGGCGUGGACGAGCGCCGCCCCAAGGUGCCCGCCGCCUGGAACACGGUGGUGGUCACCGGCGGCCGCGACGGGGUCAUCCGGUGCUUCCACAACUACGGCCUGCCGGUGAAGCUGUAGGUGCUGGAAGUUUUCUGUGAUGGCCAAAAGAAGUUGGUGGAACGAGCCUGCUGACAGCCUCUGACCGUUCGUUGUAGAAUGUGAAGUACAUGAAAGUGUCAAGGAGUUCAAAAGGGGGAUAAUGUGCUUUAUCCAUGUAAGUUAUGGGGGGUAAAGGAUAAUUAAUCCAAAUGUUUUGAUCCGUGAGCUGUUUUUUCAUGGCUAUAUAAGCGGGUUAGUUUAGCGAUCA
Messenger RNA from Panicum hallii, 2662 nucleotides. RefSeq lists its product as uncharacterized. The transcript has 8 exons. Lineage: Eukaryota; Viridiplantae; Streptophyta; Magnoliopsida; Poales; Poaceae. The coding region runs from base 406 to 2433 and encodes 675 amino acids. The record is from RefSeq and is a predicted model, not a curated record. Gene Ontology annotation, molecular function: protein binding.